CCUCUUACACAUCUUGCCGCGAGAUUUCAGCCUUGUUGGAUUCGGGAGCACCACUGGCUACAACAGUUAGCCCUCUUGUGUGUUGUCAGGCUUUACUUCUCCAUUGUGAACUGUCUUAACGGGUCAGAAGAAGCUCACAGCGCGGACUUUUAAUCCGCCACCAGCUGCCCUGCAUUCGUUUACUGAGAAGUUAUCCCGGGACAUAUUAGCACGCUCUGUGGCACGAAAUAGGUCAGAACUCGGCCCGUGUUGACAGCUGGGUUUGGUCGUUUUCCUCACCCGUACCUUCAUUCAGCGGGUGUUAAGUCUUUAACGGUUUUCAGACGAUGGUUUUGCUUAAAAACCUCCACCCCCCCACCGAGGGAGUGCGGCACGAGCAAGCCGAGACCACGGCGGUCAUGGGCGGCCAGAAGCUGGGAUGUGGCACGUUAUACGUCGCUGAAACGCGCCUGUCGUGGUUCGAUGGUUCAGGCUUGGGUUUCUGUCUUGAGUAUCCAACCAUCGGCCUGCACGCCAUUUCCAGAGACGUCUCUGCAUACCCACAGGAACAUCUGUACGUCAUGGUCAAUGGCAAAGUUGGAGAUGAGAACGAGGCUGAAAUGGCGGAGAAACCUGCUGCUGAUGAUGAUGAUGAUGAAGACGACAGUAGCAGCAGCAGUGGAGACGAUGAUGAAGGAACGAUCACAGAGAUCAGAUUUGUGCCCAGCGACAAAACAGCAUUGGAGUCCAUGUUCUCUGCGAUGUGUGAGUGCCAGGCCCUGCACCCCGACCCAGAUGACGAUGACUCCGACAACGACUUUGAGGGAGAAGAGUACGACGUGGAGGAGGCAGAGGCAGAGCACGGCCACAGAGACAUCCCCACCUUCUACACCUGUGAUGAGGGUCUGUCGUCGCUCACUCAGGAGGGUCAGGCCACGCUGGAGAGGCUGGAGGGGAUGUUAGCUCAGUCAGUGGCUCAGCAGUACAACAUGGCUGGGGUCCGAACUGGAGAAGCCAACGCUGAAUUUGAAGAUGGCAUGGAGGUGGACACAGCAGCCAUGGAGGCCGGUCAGUUUGAGGAUGCAGACGUCGACCACUGAUCAAAGCCGUCCCAACAACCACUCAGCAGCAGUGUUGCAUCAUGGGACUGAAGAGGAGGACAUCAGCACUUCUGUAAAGCUCAGCUCUUACUUUAACUCUUUCUGUUCCUAAACCUUCUUCCUGUGUAUUCAGACAUUUCAGCGGUCUGUUUGUAGUUUUUCUUUCGUGUUUGAUACGGUAAAUUAUGCUGAUGGUUUUCUGCUCAUCAUCCUUUUUCACUCUCUUGUCUCAUUUUUCGAGGUUUAUAUGAACAGAAUGUGCUGUAAAUUGCUAAGUCGGCUUCUGUAGACGUUUGUGAUGCAGAACCAAGAAUGCUAUUAAAUACGUUUUUGUUGCUGUUUUGUACCUAAUGACGAGUUUAAUAUCUGCUUUUCCUGCUGACAAGAGUUCAUGUCUUUGUAUGAAAUUGUCAAUAAAUGAAUAGUUUUUGUAUGAGA
Messenger RNA from Cheilinus undulatus (humphead wrasse), 1517 nucleotides. RefSeq names its product chloride channel, nucleotide-sensitive, 1A (gene clns1a). The transcript is spliced from 8 exons. The record is from RefSeq and is a predicted model, not a curated record. Gene Ontology annotation, biological process: chloride transport; cell volume homeostasis; mRNA cis splicing, via spliceosome. Gene Ontology annotation, cellular component: plasma membrane; spliceosomal complex; methylosome. NCBI's taxonomy places the organism in Eukaryota, Metazoa, Chordata, Actinopteri, Labriformes, Labridae. The coding region runs from base 327 to 1079 and encodes 250 amino acids.